Drosophila miranda is the source of this 665-nucleotide messenger RNA. It is a transcript of the gene Cdlc2, whose product is annotated as dynein light chain 1, cytoplasmic. Gene Ontology annotation, molecular function: dynein intermediate chain binding; dynein light intermediate chain binding. Gene Ontology annotation, cellular component: cytoplasmic dynein complex. The record is from RefSeq and is a predicted model, not a curated record. The transcript is spliced from 3 exons. Gene Ontology annotation, biological process: cilium assembly; microtubule-based process. NCBI's taxonomy places the organism in Eukaryota, Metazoa, Arthropoda, Insecta, Diptera, Drosophilidae. The coding region runs from base 224 to 493 and encodes 89 amino acids.
UGGCCAGCCUUCGUUUCGUUUCUGCAAACCAGUCACAGCGUUCCUCAUUGGAGGAAAGUUUGAGAAAUUCAAUCAAAAAUUCAGGAAACGUGUGCGGUUGAAUAAAAAACGGAAAAAGAGCGAGUCUAAGGGCGAAAAGCAGCAAAAACAGGCGAAAACUGAAAACCGCAUUGCCUUCGUUCGAUUUGGUACAAAGAAAUUUGGUAAAAAAAAGAGAAGAAAAAUGUCGGACCGCAAGGCAGUGAUCAAGAACGCGGACAUGAGCGAGGAGAUGCAGCAGGAUGCCGUGAACGUGUCCACCGCGGCCCUGGAGAAGUACAACAUCGAGCAGGAAAUUGCGGCCUACAUCAAGAGGGAGUUCGACAAGAAGUACAGCCCCACCUGGCACGUGGUCGUCGGCCGCAACUUCGGCUCGUACGUCACCCACGAGACGCGUCACUUUAUUUUUGUCUACCUUGGCCAGGUGGCCGUGCUGCUCUUCAAGAGCGGCUAACGGGAGUUUUCAACAAUUGAGCCAUUCUCAACAUAACCUAAACAUCUAAAAUGUCCGUCUGCAGCGACAAAAAAUCUAAAAAGCUAAAUAGUUAACCCACCGCCAACAAUACUCCAUAAAUUGUAAUCCAAAGCAACACUUUUCCUAAUAAAAAAAAAAUAAAUUGCUCAAA